Messenger RNA from Suillus clintonianus, 759 nucleotides. RefSeq names its product BET3 family protein. The transcript is spliced from 4 exons. Bases 35 to 658 code for a protein of 207 amino acids. NCBI's taxonomy places the organism in Eukaryota, Fungi, Basidiomycota, Agaricomycetes, Boletales, Suillaceae. Gene Ontology annotation, biological process: endoplasmic reticulum to Golgi vesicle-mediated transport; intra-Golgi vesicle-mediated transport. Gene Ontology annotation, cellular component: cis-Golgi network membrane; cytosol; TRAPP complex. The record is from RefSeq and is a predicted model, not a curated record.
CCCAAUUUGGCAGUCUAGUCAUUCUUCCCCGACGAUGGCGACGACGAGCAAACAGUACAAAGCCAUCGGAGAGGACCUUUGGAAAAGUCGCACAGAGAAGAUUAAUUCAGAGCUAUUUGCUCUUACAUAUGGCGCCCUCGUCGUCCAGCUGAUCCAGGACUAUGAAGAUUAUGCUGAAGUGAACAAGCAACUUGACAAAAUGGGAUAUAACAUUGGGACACGAUUAAUUGAGGACUUCCUUGCAAGGAGUUCUUUAGGUCGCUGCUCUGACUUCCGAGAAGUGGGCGAGGUGGUGGCGAAGGUCGGGUUUAAAUCCUUUUUAAAUAUCACACCAACAGUCACGCACUCUGGCGGUCCACCUUCUUCCUCCCGCCCAAGCAGUACAGUCCAACAGUCAGGAGUGCCUGGCUCGUCGUUCAUUCUGACCCUGGAUGAGAAUCCCUUGGCUGAAUUUGUCGAACUCCCUGACGAAGCUUUGGAAGGAUGUUUAUGGUUCAGUAACGUGCUGUGUGGUGUUCUUAGAGGAGCACUUGAGAUGGUCCAGAUGCAGGUGCAGGUGGAGUUUCUAUCUGAUGUACUUCGUGGGGACGAGAGCACGGAGAUUCGGGUGACAUUGCUGAAGUACCUGGAAGAAGAAGUCCCAGUCGGAGACGACUAGAGAAGCCACCUUGGAUCAUUUUGUACUUAGGAAAAGUGUAUUAUCUAGAAAACGAAUACGGGACAAGCGCGGAGUGGACUUCCGAGGAUAUAGGGACAUAC